AUGUGCCCCAUAGUGUUGUGUCUAUUUAGUCUGCUGGCAGCAGCUCAGACCAAGGAAUUGAAGUCCGAGUCGGAGUUGGAGGCGGAGGCACGUGGCAUGGCGAUGUUGCAGCAACGGAUGAUGCUGGAGCUGGUGCAGCGGCACAAACAGAUGCCAAGGUUAACUUACUUCACCUGCCGCAAUGCCGCCAACAAUGACACGGGCAAUGUGCGCGCCAAUCGCGCCAACUUGCAACAACUGCGCGUGGCAUUCGAUGCCAAGAAUUUGCAACUGAUUGAGAGUCUCUAUGCAAGCAGCGGCGCCUUUGUGCGGAUUGUGCACCUCGAUGUGCUCAGUCAGGGGAAGAGCAAGCCAGGUGGCAAGGCCAGAGCGGGACAGGGCACACGCAGUCGAGGUGGCGCCACUGGCGGUGGCAGUGGCAGUGGCAACAGCGUCACAGCAUUCAACUCGCAGCUAAACGCCGACUGGUUGGACAAUGUGAUGAUGGUGGAAGCCCUGCGGCAAUUUGUGGUCGUGGAUUUGGCAUGCGGCAUGCUAAGUCGUCGUUUCCUGCAAAUGGCUUCAGCCAAGAUGCUCUACAACGAUAAAUAUCACUGGCUAUUGAUUGAGGAUUAUUCGCUGCACGUAAGUGCAGGCGUCUUCUUCUUGGCGGAACAUCCACGACUGGAUCUGACGGAUGAGGAUAAGGACAGGGAUAAGGAUAAGGAUAGGGAUGCGGAUGAACUCGAGCCCAUUGAGGACUUAAUGGAGACCCUGAACUUCUACAUGAACACCGAACUAACGUUGGCCAAGCGACUCAAGCCUCAAGACGACAGCUAUGCACUCUACGAUGUCUGGAAUCCAGGGCUAAACUUCGGGGGUCGUGUGAACAUAACGGAAAUUGGCAGCUACAGUUUGACGAGUGGACUGGAGAUACAUCGCUGGUUUCGCACAACGUCGACGCUGCUGCGACGCCUGAAUAUGCAGCAUGCCCAAGUGCGUUGCAUGGUUGUGGUGACUAACAAGAACAUGACGGGAACUUUGAUGUAUUAUCUAACACACACGGUAUCCAGUCACAUCGAUACGAUGAACCGUUUCAAUUUCAAUCUGCUGAUGGUCGUACGCGACAUGUUCAACUGGACAUUUGUGCUGUCAAGGACUUCCACCUGGGGAUACAUGAAAAAUGGCCGCUACGAUGGCAUGAUUGGUGCUCUCAUACGCAACGAGACGGACAUUGGUGGAGCACCAAUUUUCUAUUGGCUGGAGCGGCACAAGUGGAUCGAUGCCGCCGGACGCAGCUGGUCGAGUCGACCGUGUUUCAUCUUUCGUCAUCCGCGGAAUACGCAAAAGGAUCGCAUUGUGUUCCUGCAGCCGUUCAGCAAUGAUGUUUGGAUAUUGAUUUUGGUCUGUGGUGUGCUUACCGUGGUCAUACUGUGGCUCCUCACCACCAUCGAGUGGAAACUGGUGCCACAUCAAGGCGCGGCUUUGAUCAAGCCCAAGGGAGGCGCCCCACCACCACAUCAUUUGCAUCAGCAACAUCAACAACAACAUCAGCAGAGUCCUGCUCAGCAGGAGGCAGCUGUUUUGGAGGGAGGAUUCUGGCAACGCUGUUAUGCAAAAUUGAGUAACUACAUCAGCAAAAGGCAGGCGAAUAAAAAAUCGCCGGAACGCGUUGGUCUCUUUCUGGAAUCGGUGCUGUUCUUUGUGGGCAUCAUUUGCCAACAGGGUUUGGGUUUCUCCACCAGCUUCAUCUCUGGCCGCACCAUUGUCAUCACCAGUCUCUUGUUCUCCUUCAGCAUCUAUCAAUUCUAUUCGGCCAGUAUUGUCGGCACUCUGCUCAUGGAGAAGCCCAAGAACAUCAAGACACUCAGCGAUUUGGUUCACAGUUCGCUGCAGGUGGGCGUCGAGGAUAUUGUCUACAAUCGUGAUUAUUUCUUGAACACCAAGGAUCCGGUUUCCAUGGAGUUGUAUGCCAAGAAAAUCACCAGUAUACCGACUGCCAAGGAAACUGAGGCACCACCUGCAACUGUUGCCGAGGAGGAACCGGAAACAACCAGCGAAGAUGCCGCCAAGGCUUAUCGCGAUAUUGUGCACAGUCAUGAAGUUGGAGCUCAUGCCAAGGAUAAUGUGGCCAGUAAUUGGCUAGAUCCCGAUACGGGUUUAUCGCGAGUGAAACACGAACGUUUCGCUUUUCAUGUGGAUGUUGCGGCUGCCUACAAAAUAAUUUCCGAAACUUUUACGGAGCGCGAGAUUUGCGAUCUCACAGAAGUCAGCAUGUUUGCACCACAGAAAACUGUAUCUAUAACCCAAAAGAAUUCUCCGAUGCGUAAGGUCAUCUCAUACGGCUUAAGACGCGUCACUGAAACGGGCAUCUUUUCGUAUCAAUUCAACAUUUGGCACUCCAGAAAGCCACCGUGUGUAAAGAAAAUUGAAACCUCCGAUUUGCAUGUUGAUAUGGAUACUGUAAGCACGGCUUUAAUGAUUCUCCUUUUGAGCUAUGGCAUUGCUUUAAUGGUGCUGGGAUUUGAGAUCGUUUACUCCAAGUGGAAAUCUCGCAUUGUCUUUAAAUUGAAUUGA
This is a messenger RNA of Drosophila innubila, 2556 nucleotides long. RefSeq lists its product as uncharacterized. The record is from RefSeq and is a predicted model, not a curated record. The coding region runs from base 1 to 2556 and encodes 851 amino acids. Gene Ontology annotation, cellular component: membrane. Lineage: Eukaryota; Metazoa; Arthropoda; Insecta; Diptera; Drosophilidae. The transcript is spliced from 9 exons. Gene Ontology annotation, molecular function: ligand-gated monoatomic ion channel activity.